Molecule: messenger RNA, 5190 nt
Organism: Physcomitrium patens
Lineage: Eukaryota; Viridiplantae; Streptophyta; Bryopsida; Funariales; Funariaceae
Source: RefSeq, a predicted model, not a curated record
AUACCCCCCCCCCCCUCCCCCCCCUGUUGUGGAUUCCUCACUGCUCACACCAGCCGCAUGUAAGGUUUCACCGUGGAAUUCAUCGUAAACUCACAAUUUACGAGCUACAUGCGGAGGCAAUGCAUGUGUAGGAGGAAAUGAUCGCUCGUUUGUGAUGCAAUGGUAAUGGUAGAGGUAGAGGUCGGAGAGGGGAGAGGAUCCCCCUCCGGAAUGUGAUUAGGUUCUAGGCUGGGGUGCCGAGGAGGAAGCAGAGAGAGAUACAGUGAGGGUUUGGAUGUUGUGAUGACGAAGCAAGCGAGGGGUGCUGGGAUGGUGUGAUGCUUGCUGGAGUAUGAUGGUUGACGGGCAUGGUGGGUUGGGUUUGAAAGUGGCAUAGGAGGGAUGCAUUUCAAUUGCUUGAGAUGAUUGCCUGAGGGAAGCCGCAGAGGAGUGUGCGUUUGAGUCUAGUCGAUUUGGACGUUUUCUGUGGUUUGGCCCGCGCUUCUGUAGCAUUUUGGCGGUUGGAAGAGAGUUCGUGUUGAGUGGCAUUGGCCGUGUUUGUAGAUGGGCUGUGGUAGCACGAGUAUGAGCUCCUUCGAAUAAGUCUUCGGAGGGUUGCCUGCCCAUGUUCUCACCACCCCAUUCGCAUCGCUGCUGUCAUGUGAACAUAUUGAGGACGAGUAGACACGCAGCAUAGGAGGAAGAGAGUAUGGGUAGUGUAGUAAUUGUGUAAUCCCAGUGAUUGGAGUUACAUUGGUAGUUUCUGUCAUCGUCUAUCGCUAGAAUUCUUACUUGCCCGCGGGCCUUAUAUCCCUGAACGUCAUUUUUCAACAUUGUCUCAUUGAUUGUUUCAAUUGUCGAAUGAUGAAGUUGAACGUGUGGUUAGGAGCGUCUUAGGUUUUGGCGUCGGCGCUAUCAGCCGAAGCACAAGUUGAAUGACUGUGCAGUCGCUUGAAGCCCAGUUUCUAUUGCCCAUUUUCAUACCUUUUCCUUUGGUGGAUCUCUUCGCGUCGUUACUCAGACGGUGUUACACAUUUGUUGAAUUAAGUAGAAAGAACUGGGAAGCAAGAUCGUGAGAGAGGUUUAUGUUUUACAGGUUCUGUAAUUACAUUUAGUUUACAUUUCCGAAUGCGUAUAUCGCCUGCUAAAGCUGAUUAUUCCCUAGCUUAUCACCUUCGAACUUCACCUCUUUGUAUCCAUUUUAAGCACAUUUCAUUUAUCCCUUCCCCUGCUUCGAGAUGCAGAAUUGUUGUCUGCGAUUAGCUCUGAAUCAAAUAGAACCCGGUUUGAAAUAUAUCGGUGAUGUACAUAGAGUUGAUUGUGAGGGAAAUAUGAAGAAGUUUUCAGUUGUAGCUUAGCUUCGCGGGUUUGUAGUCAGUCUUCCGGAUGGCUAGAGACAAUGAUUUGGGAGUAUGUCGUUACUGUGACUGUCGACACCUAAUUACAUUGUUGACCGUAUUCGGGAUCAAGAAGUUUGAGCUACUGUAGAUCUGUUAGGGCAGAUAGUUUUAUGGUGAGUUGCGUAUGUGGUUGCAAUUCAUCGUGCCCACGUGAACAAGACGACGACCAAGAAAAUGCAUAGGUAUACAAAGGACGCUUUGUUGGCUUUGGCCAGCCUGCCUAGCUGCCAGUUACGUUUGGAUGGCAUAGACCCUGUUUUGUUGAGAGAUUCUGUCAAUUCUGAUGUGGAGGGGAAUAUUGCAAUUCCAGCGGUGCCGUCUGGCCGAGGUUCCGCGCGCAAGGAUGUUGACUUUGCUUACAGUAAAUCGCCAGUGAAUGACCUUCCGGAAUGGAGAAGACCUAAUGGCGGAGGCGCUAUUAUACAGUCUGGUGCUCGGCGCAAACCGUAUGAAGAAGAACCGUUGGGCAAUGCCUUUUCAACCAGUUACCCACCUCGACCUUCUGGUCCUUGGGUUGAACAGACUGGUCCUUCGAGGCCACCACAUGAUCGACCUGGUCCCAACGGGGCGUCAGUACCUCCAGGUAAAUGGGAUGGUAAUGGAGACAGAGAUCGUGAACGAGGGCGCCUUCCACAAGUCUGGGAUGCCAAAGAACGAGGUUCAUCGGGUAAAGGAGAUGCAGAGCAACGCCCCUGGAUUGAGCGCGAUGGACUAUUGGGGAGUGGAAUUCGACCACCUCCUCAAGCUCAUGCUCGCAUUAGCCGGUCAACUGGCAAUUACCAGCCUUCCCGUUCUCCAAUCAAAACUGGUGGCGGAGCUGUAAACGCCUCCACUACUCCCAUAUUUGGACGGCGGGAAGAUACGGACAUUGUGAAUGACGAAACAUUUGGGCUUUCCGAAAUUUAUACGGAUGAUAGAUCUGAUCAGGAGCGUAAGCGUCGAGAGUCCUUUGAAUUGAUGCGUAAAGAGCAGCAUAGAAAGGUACAGGAACAAAAACAGCCUGCGAAAACAUCAGAGAAUUCGACUGUGAAUCGCAAGCAUGACGAAAAUAGCCUUUGGGACAAUGUCUCCUGUCAAUCUCCUCCCCUCUCACCCACAGGCAAGGUUGCCGUAACGCCUCCGAUUCCAACUCCCCCUCGCCCUGCUGUGCCACCUGGUUUUUUAAAAGUGGCCCUGCAGCGGUUUAGUUCAAAUCAAGUACUCCCACAACAGGAUGAUGAUGCUCAAGGAGCUCAUAACCACCCGUCAAAGGAGAAUUUGGUCAAAGACCAUCCCUUGUUGAAUUCUAAUGAGGCGGAUGAUUCUUCCUCACUUCAUUCUGGUAGUAGUGUAGGUGACGUUACGGAAGUCAAAUGUGCAACUCCUAUUGCCAAGGAGAUGAUUAUUGAGUUGGAUGUUAUCGAAACGAAAACCGUAGUUACUGAAGUCAAAGAGGACUGUGCUGCGAAUUGUUCUCUUCCCUCUGGAGGAAGCUUGAGUGGGAAGAAUGCACCGGGCAUGUGGAAUUUUAAUGUGGAAGGUCAGGAUGGAGACGCAAUCAGUGAUACUCUGUCUACGGGAGAUAAAAGCAGUAUUCGGAAAGAGUCAUUGCUUGACAAGCUCUUUGGAAAUACCAUACCAACAGUUAUUGAUGAUGUUCUUCCCACUCAUCUGUCAAGAGAUGAGCCUCAUAUGGCAGCUCCAGAAGAGGACAAUUUUCCAGGAAGUGUCACAAAAUCAUCUAAAUUCGCUCACUGGUUUCAUGCAGAAGAAGCUAAGCUCACAGCAAGCCAGACGAACAGCUCAAAAAAUCUCAUGUCUAUUUUUGGAAGUAGGGAGAAACCUAAUAACAAUGUCUUUUUGAAGAAAGAUUUUGAGCAUUCUGGCGUGUUUGCUCCCAUUAUCAAGCCUGGAUUCAAUGUAGGACUUCCUAUGCCUGUCGGUUCCUCCGUAGAGGAUAUUGAAAAAGUUUUUGCAGCCAUGGGAGAAGUUCCUACUACAAGCAACCUUGCUAAAUACAAGAAUGAUUCUACAGGGAAGUCGAUUACACCUAACAAACAGCCUCCAGCCGCACCUCCGGUGUUCAUGACUUGUGAAGACAUUGAGCAGGCAUUGCUGGCUGAAGCAGCUGAAGCUGAUACUAAGGCUGUAAGCAGCAGAGCUCCUCCUUUGGUUCCAGUAGUUGUGGCUCCUCCUAACGAUGCUGAAAAUGCUUCGCAACAUCUGCUUUCACUUCUUAAGCGACCUCCUAUUCUAGAAACCGGGCUGUCUAGUAAAGCCUUAGCUAUGGAAGCUGGAAGUCAAAGCCUCAGUAGCGAACUGCCACGGAAUAAACCAGAACUCGGCAACAAUCGAGCUAAUGAAGUGCCUACGCUAGAAUCAUUGUUUGGCAAAGCAUUUAUGAACGAGCUUCAAUCAUUUGGAGGAGCUGCAGGCAGAACCUUUCCAGACGAAGGUUCUGUAGGGCAACAGAGUGAGCUGUUAAAUACUUCGUUCCCGCUACAAACUGAAGACCUCAAUCACAAACUUAGGCCGAAUGGCAUUGGUGUCCCUCGAGAUUUGCUUGCAAGCUCUGGGCCUCAAUGGGGGAACGCUGACGCCAUCAAGAAUCACAAUAACAUGUCAAUGGAUGGUUUGAAUGCUGCUAUGCCUAGUUUCGGAGAGACUUCUUUUGGACAGACUCAUAUUGAUGCAGUUGUUAAGAAUAUGAAGCCUCUCCCAGGGUCAUCGGCGCAACACUUAGGCGCACCUCUUGAGCAGCGGAACACGCCACGAGCACCACUUGGUAGCGCUAAUGCCAGCUUUUCUCAUCCUGCACCAAGACCUCAAGCACCGGGUCCAGUAUUCAACAGCAACGGAUUAAAUCCUGGGUUUGAUGCAUUUCCGCCACAGCAACACAUUCAACCUUCUCAUGCUUUUCACGGUCCCAUUUCGCACCCACCACCUCAUUUAAUGGGCCAACUUCAGAUUCUUCAGCGUCCCCAAUUGCACCAUGGAAUGAUCAUGCCAGAGCAUGUCAUUAUGAAAACUCAGCUUCCUGGAGGGACAGUUUCUGCACACAUACCGUCUGUUCAUCAUAUCCAUGGACAGCAUCUGCCUAAUCAGGUGCCUCCAAGCGGAUUUUCAGGUCGCUUCGAGUCAGAAUUUCAGAGAACAAAUAACAACAGCCUUGGAAGUAGCGGUGUCAAUGCCGUUGGAAAUAUUGAAAGGUGGUUUGGAAAUGAUGGUCGUCGAUCAGGUCUUUUGGAACCCAGUAGUAAAUUUCCACAGGCGCCAGUGGGAGUGCAAGGUGACAUGAAGCUCCGGUACUGAUAGAUACUACCACUUCUUACUGUUAUUUCUCAGCGAGGUGUCGGCAUCUAAGGUUCCGGAGUGGUCCUCUUCGAGACGUAACUUUCUUGACAAGGUACAUACCUCUAGUUUGGGAGUUCUGAAGUCGCCACCUAGCAUGUUAUUAGCUUCUUUUCCAUGUCGUGGACUGAAGCUAGUUUAUAAACGUCUCAAGCGUAUUUCAAAUCCAUUGCAAGGUCGCCUUGCAUGAUCUUAGGCAGGUUUUACUAUACCAGUUGGUCUUGGUUUAACUGUGGGCGCAUCCCUCUGUAUCUUGGUAAGAUGUUGACAAGCUGUCUGUGUUCUUGUUAAGUCCAUUCUCAGUAAGCUGUAAGUACAAGUAUUUAGUUAAGUAGAAGUUCGACACCUACAUCAGGUAGGAUUGGCCUGUUGUUGAAAAGAAACCUGUACAUGGUGUUUACGUAUUUCUUCGCUUGUGGAGAAAGAGGCGUCGAAUAAAGUGGAGUGGUUACUAAAUGUGCUGCUCAUUUUCUUUAUGAUA